AUGUCCAACAAGAAGAAGAGUAAGAGUAAGGCCAGCGAGAGCCACAAGAGUGGUGGAAACAAGAACAGUCCUCGCGGAAAACACAACUCCCCCUCACUGCAAAGAGACAACAGUAUCUCUGAUCAGCAACGAAGCGAGAACGGCGGUACUGGCUCUAGAACAUACGGGAUCAAAUUAGCCGCUCGCUUGUUCCACAACCCAUUGUUUUCGAAAAGAGGAUUUAAACAUGCAAAAGAGGGAUUAAAAAUUAAGAGUUCAGAUAACUCAAUAAGCAAACUAAGGUUUACAGGCAGCAUCUGUCUCUUCCUUUACCCUGUUUGGAUGAUAGCAUACAGUAUCGACGGUUUUUCAUCUGGGGACAUAAAUAAUAGUAUGCAUGCUUUUGUGUAUGGCAGUCCACUAUUAAUUGCUGUUCCUUAUUGCAUACGCUACUUGGAUGAUGUCGAUACAUUGCUUUUAAGCAUAUUUGAGAUUGGGGAGAAGAGUUUGCUCGGAUAUUUCGCAGACCCGGGGAUCAGAGAGUUCCUCUUGACUGUUUUUGAGAUUGCCGGGUUCAUUUAUCAAUGCGUGGAGGGUAGACAAACUCGUUCGAUCUUUAUAUGGGGAAUUCUUGGUUUUACUUGUUAUCUCCUAGGAAAUGCUUUGCUAAUCUUGAAAAGAAAGAAAAGGCCAAAACCGGUAGUGGUUGACUCGGCGUGA
Molecule: messenger RNA, 699 nt
Organism: Zygosaccharomyces rouxii
Lineage: Eukaryota; Fungi; Ascomycota; Saccharomycetes; Saccharomycetales; Saccharomycetaceae
Exons: 1
Coding region: 1-699 (232 amino acids)
Source: RefSeq, a predicted model, not a curated record